Molecule: messenger RNA, 3977 nt
Organism: Helicoverpa zea (corn earworm)
Lineage: Eukaryota; Metazoa; Arthropoda; Insecta; Lepidoptera; Noctuidae
Gene: Tps1
Product: alpha,alpha-trehalose-phosphate synthase [UDP-forming]
Exons: 12
Coding region: 214-2694 (826 amino acids)
Biological process (GO): trehalose biosynthetic process
Cellular component (GO): cytosol; alpha,alpha-trehalose-phosphate synthase complex (UDP-forming)
Molecular function (GO): catalytic activity
Source: RefSeq, a predicted model, not a curated record
CGCCUUCGAUCUCCGUCCAUGAUGUCAAUUUAGACAUUCUGAACAACAGCGCGGGAAUCUCACACAAUCGAGUUACUUGCGAUGACAAAAACAAUACCAAAACAGUGCUGAAUAAAUAUUUUGAUUCAAAAAUCCCUCCGCUUGGGUCGCGCAUGCGUGCAGUCGACGUUGUGAUUGGCCGUGAAUAGGAACGUUCGCAAAGAAAGCAAAAACAUGAGUGGAACGGACAGCAGUGCCAGUCGAUCCGCGUGCAACAGCAAGGGAAGCAUGAUCGUUGUGUCGAACAGGUUGCCCUUCAUCCUCAAGAGAAAUGACAAGACUGGCGAUCUGGAGAGGAAAGCCAGUGCUGGUGGGUUGGUGACAGCAGUAGCUCCAGUGGUGAUCCGUGGAGGCGGCAUCUGGGUGGGAUGGCCAGGCAUACAUCUGGACGACCCCAACGAGAAGAUCCCGGAGUCAGACCCCAACGACAAGACCCCUACUGCUGGCUUGCUAUCAGAGAAGAUAGUCCCCAUCCACGCUGAGCCCAAACUCUUCGAUAGCUACUACAAUGGCUGCUGCAACGGAACCUUUUGGCCCCUCUUCCACUCCAUGCCUGACCGAGCCACCUUCAUCGCUGACCACUGGAAGGCAUACAUCAAGUGCAACGAGGAGUUCGCUGAGAAGACAGUACAUGCUCUGCAUCUGCUCAAACAACAGAAAGGGAAGAAUGGAACCUCUCCACCUAUCGUGUGGGUCCAUGAUUACCAUCUUAUGUUAGCUGCUAACUGGAUUAGACAGCGAGUCGAAGAAGAUGACAUAAAAUGCAAGCUGGCGUUCUUUUUGCACAUUCCUUUCCCCCCAUGGGACAUUUUCAGACUGUUCCCAUGGUCUGAUGAAGUAUUGCAGGGCAUUCUUGGUUGUGACAUGGUCGGAUUCCACAUAACUGACUACUGCCUGAACUUCAUAGAUUGUUGCCAAAGAAACUUAGGUUGUCGUGUGGACAGAAAGAAUCUGCUAGUUGAAUUGGGAGGUCGCACCAUCUGUGUCCGACCCCUGCCUAUCGGAGUACCCUUCGACAGAUUCGUGCAGUUGGCACAAAACGCAAAACCAGUGCUCUCUACAAGCCAACAAAUUAUAUUAGGAGUUGAUAGACUGGAUUAUACCAAAGGAUUAGUACAUAGACUGAAAGCUUUCGAGAGAUUACUGGAAAAGUAUCCUGAACACAUCGAGAAGGUGGUGCUGCUUCAGAUCUCGGUGCCGUCAAGAACGGAUGUCAAGGAAUAUCAGGACUUAAAGGAAGAGAUGGAUCAGUUGGUUGGAAGAAUUAAUGGAAGAUUUACCACUCCAAACUGGUCACCUAUUAGGUACAUUUACGGUUGCGUUGGCCAGGAUGAGCUAGCUGCUUUCUACCGCGAUGCUGCAGUAGCCCUGGUUACACCUCUACGAGACGGCAUGAACCUCGUUGCCAAGGAGUUCGUCGCCUGUCAAAUCAACAAGCCUCCCGGAGUACUGAUCGUGUCACCCUUCGCUGGUGCUGGAGAAAUGAUGCACGAGGCUCUCAUUUGUAACCCAUAUGAAUUGGAUGAUGCUGCUGAAGUCAUUCACAGGGCGCUGAUAAUGCCAGAAGAUGAGCGCACAGUCCGUAUGAACCACUUGAGAAGACGUGAGCAGCUAAAUGAUGUUGACAGCUGGAUGAAGGCUUUCUUAAAAGCCAUGGACUCUUUGGAAGAGGAGGCUGAUGAUAUUGGUGCCACUUCCAUGCAGCCUGUCACCAUUGAUGACUUCGAUGAAUACCUUUCCAAGUACAUUGGCUACACACAAAAGCUGGCGUUACUGCUUGACUACGAUGGUACUCUAGCCCCCAUCGCGCCUCACCCUGACCUGGCAACCUUACCCUUGGAGACCAAGCAUACUCUGCAGAGGCUAUCCAAUAUGUCCGAUGUCUACAUCGCCAUCAUCUCCGGCAGAAAUGUCAACAACGUUAAGAAUAUGGUUGGCAUUGAAGGCAUCACGUACGCGGGUAACCAUGGUCUGGAGAUCCUACACCCAGAUGGCAGCAAGUUCGUUCACCCCAUGCCUAUGGAGUUACAGGACAAAGUCGUCGAUCUGCUCAAGGCUUUGCAAGAACAGGUGUGCAAAGACGGAGCCUGGGUAGAGAACAAGGGAGCUCUCCUGACGUUCCACUACCGCGAGACGCCGGCGGACAAGCGGCCGGCGCUGGUGGAGCAAGCUCGCAAGCUCAUCACGGCGGCCGGCUUCACGCCCGCGCCUGCGCACUGCGCCCUCGAGGCCAGGCCACCCGUCGAGUGGGACAAGGGUCGUGCCUCCAUUUACAUCUUGAGGACAGCCUUCGGUUUGGACUGGAGCGAAAGAAUUAGGAUUAUCUACGCUGGUGAUGACGUCACCGAUGAAGAUGCCAUGUUGGCCCUCAAAGGUAUGGCAGCUACAUUCCGCAUCGCGUCAUCUCACAUCACGAAAACAUCAGCGGAACGCCGUCUAUCCUCCACGGACUCAGUCCUGGCCAUGCUCAAAUGGGUGGAACGUCACUUUUCCCGCCGCAAGCCGCGCGCCAACUCGCUGACGUACAAAAGCGCGCGAAAGGCCAGAGACACCAUACAGAUGCACAUGUCUUACCAGAUGCCAGCUAAGACCUCCCCGCGUCACACUCCCCCGCUCACGCCCGAUAAAACCUCCAGCGGGUCCGAGUCCAGUUAAACCAUCAACUGUCCUUUAUCUAUGACAUCUGUAGACUAACAAAAUACUGUACUCUAAAAAGGACAGCAUGCUUUUAGAAAGAAGAUUUCAAGUCUUUCUUGAUUUGAAUGAAUCAAGAAUACUGCAAUUUCAUCAUUGGUAGAUACUAGGUAGUGUGUUAGUCCAUCGAUGUCGUUUAUCCUAUCAGUGUAAUACUUAAGCGUCGUGUUAUUUAAUUCCAUAAGUAGUUGUUAAUUUCUCAUUAUCAUUUAAUGAUUUAUUCCAACACUUUUUUAUGUCGCUGAAAUAGCAAAGCUGAGGCUGCUGAAAAAAUAUUUUUAUUUUAUAAACGAUUGUGUCGAAGUUUGAUAUUGAACAAAAUGUUUCCUAAAAGUCCUUGCCAAAUAUAUUUCAAAAAUGUAUUGAAAAUAUUCUUAAUAUAUCGAUGUAUAUGAAGUGUGAUAAAUGUAUUAAUUACACUUCUUGAUUAUGUAACAACAGAGUAGUCAGUAUUUAAUACUAAAAAACGUUCCUGCAGCUUUAAACUUUAGGAAAUAAAAACGACGCACUUUUUAGUUUCAAAAUUACAUAAUCAUCAAACUGAGCUUAUUCACUGAGAUCAUAAUUUAGUAAAAUUGACUGAAUAGUAUUUAUAAAUUAUUUGUCUAAAUUAUACUCUUGAAGACCUGACAUUAAUGUUAAAAUAAUUGGAUGUUUAAGUUUCAUGAUACAAUCCCAUAUAGAUGUUACUAAGUACUUCACUCGUGUAGCGUAACGUUGCAUGCCAUUUAGUGAUACAACUUAUUUAUGUGAUAGACUAGUGAUAAUUCGUCUGUAAGGCUAUGUAAUGUUAUAUUAAACGUAGGUACGUAAUGAGAUUAGUGCACAACUUUAAAUAGCGCACGAUCCGUAGUGAUUUUGAUGCAUUUUCAAGUUUGGCUAUGUAAUAGUGAAACGAUGCGCAUUUUACAUGUAUGGCUAAUGUUUUGAAGCAUAUAUAUCAACAGAUAUCAAUUAACAUAAGUGUAUUUAUGCACCUUUUGCUAUAUUCAAACCGUAAUCUAAAUGUGAAUUUAACUUAUACUCUUGUUGUAUCUAACCUUAUUAUCAUCUGACGUGUAAAUCUCUGCGAUGUUGUAAAUAAUGUGAUCUAUAUAUAAAGAUUGUAAUACUGAACUAGUCUAGAUGUUCAUGCCAGGCCGUGGCAAACACGCACUGAAAUGUCUCGAAUUUGUAUCAUCCUGUAUUUUUAGAUACAUAUUGAUGUUAUAAGGAUUCCAAUAAAACUUUCAUGAGACGGAAAA